AUGACUAUUGGCCGAACAACCAAUUUCCACCCGCUAACAACAUACUUUAUAACGAUACUCUCGAAAGAUGGGGGCCGUGCUUAUUACACUGUGAAGACGCCGCAUGGUCUGCGGAUCAUCUCGCUGAACACCAACCUGUACUACACCUCCGACAAGGCAACCGUUAAUGUCUCCGACCCCGCCGAUCAGCUCCAAUGGUUGAAUGCUACACUGGUUAACGCUAAGACCAGUAAUGAAAGGGUCCUGAUCACAGCUCACAUUUCUCCCGGGGUUCACACGCCAAGAAGCAUACUUUGGAUGCACGAGAAGUUCCACACACCUUUGGCUGAUAUCCUCCAGACAAAUGCUGACAUCAUAGUUGGCAUGUUUUUCAAACAUGAUCAUUCAGAUGGAUUCAAAGUUUUACCUGAAAAAACGGUGGAGUACGACAGGACCACUGGAAGGCCGCUGGACAUCACUCAGUACUAUCUUGAUCUGAUAACGGCCAAUCAGAACGCCACUGAUAAUUGGGAAGUCGAAUAUGAAGCCACAAAAGCCUACGAAAAACCAGAUUUGACCGCAGCCACACUUGCGAAACUUGCUAGGAGGAUAAAGAAUCCUGGAAGCAAAGCGUUUAAGAAUUACUGGAGGUUCUAUACAACAACUUUGAUAAUUGUUCUGAAUAUGCUGUAG
Dreissena polymorpha is the source of this 672-nucleotide messenger RNA. Its product is annotated as acid sphingomyelinase-like phosphodiesterase 3a. The coding region runs from base 1 to 672 and encodes 223 amino acids. The transcript is spliced from 5 exons. The record is from RefSeq and is a predicted model, not a curated record. NCBI's taxonomy places the organism in Eukaryota, Metazoa, Mollusca, Bivalvia, Myida, Dreissenidae.